AUGUUUAAAAAUCUGAAAGAGAAACAUGCGGGUUUAUUCGAGUCGAAACAACCUGAGAACUCCAAGAGCAAUGACGGCCAGGAUCUGACGUCAAUCCUCGACCGGUCGCAACGUGCCGACCUCACCGUGCUGGUCGCUGAAAUUGCUGAAUCCAUGCGCGUUGGCCUUUUAGAGGUCUUUGAAGUUCCUCAAAAGGUGUCUCCAAAUGAUACACCCGAAAGUCAACCCCCAAUUCGCGAGCAGAGUGAUGAAUCUACGCCAUCAGCACCUUCCAGGCCCCAGGAUACUUCGCCUUCGGACAAGGCAGUGAAGCGAAAGCCAGCCCCAGUCCCAGCCCCAGCCCCUGAAAAGGCAGCAUUCCCACCUCACGCCAGAGCAGCAGCUCUAUCGCAAUUUGAAGACUGGCGAGAUGCUGUGUUGCUGCGGAUUGGCGAAGUUGUCAAUAAAGAUGAUGAGAAUGAACAACAGCGACAGGGCAACUCAUCCCCGGAAGGUUCGGAAAGCCUUCAAUUGAAUGAAGAUUCGAAGAGAAAGGAGAAAUUGCGCGAGAUCUACCAUCCUAUGGAAACACCUCUACUUCAUCUUCCGAAGUCGACUAGAUUACUUAUUCUACAUUCUCUUCUCUUGUUGUUACUCAGUUUGAAGCAUUAUAGCGCCCAUUCCCGGGUUCUGUUGCUUCAUGUCUCAUCCAGUCUGGAUAUUGACGUCGAUAUCCUCAACGAAGAUGAGGUCAAGGUUGCUCGGGGCCUUCUCGAUACUGCUUUGGCUCUUGCUUCGGAGCCAGACGCCAAAACACAAGCCAAGAAGCCCGACAAUUCCCGGAAAUGGAAAGUCGGGAUCGCCUCAGUUGCAGGUGCUGCUCUCAUUGGCAUUACUGGUGGCCUUGCCGCGCCAUUAGUAGCUGCUGGGCUGGGGACAGUCAUGGGUGGAUUGGGACUUGGUGCGACUGCGGCUGCUGGCUAUCUGGGCGCUCUGGCUGGCAGCGGUGUCGUUGUUGGCGGUCUCUUUGGUGCCUAUGGAGGACGAAUGACUGGUCGUAUGAUGGAUAACUACGCGCGUGAGGUGGAUGACUUUGCUUUCAUUCCGAUUCGAGGAUCACGAAAGCGGACGGAAAAAGAAACCGAAUCUGCGAAACAGGACCAUCGACUCAGAGUCACUAUUGGAGUCACAGGAUGGUUGAAGGAGGAAGAAAAUUUUGUGGUCCCAUGGCGAGUAAUUGGUGCAGACUCUGAAGUGUUUGCGCUCCGCUGGGAGACGCAGCCGCUGUUGAAACUUGGGAAUGCGAUAUCUGCGCUCGUCACCAGUACAGCUUGGUCUGUUGCCGGGCGGGAGGUUCUUGCUCGCACUGUUUUCUCAACCCUUAUGAGUGCCGUGAUGCUUCCUCUUGGCUUGGUGAAGGUUGCUGGAAUUGUCGACAACCCAUUUAGCGUUGCCAAAGCCCGGGCUGAUAAAGCAGGCGAAGUCCUAGCUGAUGCGUUGAUCGACAAAGUUCAAGGCGAGCGGCCUGUCACUUUGAUCGGAUACUCUUUGGGCUCACGUUUGAUUUUCUCUUGUCUCCAGAGCUUGUCGAAAAGAGGCGCGUAUGGCUUGGUUGAGAAUGUGAUCUUGAUGGGCUCUCCAACACCAUCAAAUGGUGAGCAUUGGCGCCGCAUUCGCAGCGUCGUUAGUGGGCGAGUUGUCAAUGCUUUCUCCGAGAACGAUAAUGUACUGGCCUUCCUGUAUCGAACGAGCAGUCUUCAGCUUGGUGUUGCCGGGCUACAGCCUGUCCAGAACGUAUCAGGUGUUGAGAAUAUCGAUGUGAGCGAUAUGAUCAGCGGCCAUCUCCGAUAUCAAUUCUUGCUCGGAAAGAUAAUUUCUUCCAUUGGUCUUCAGGAUCUUGAUAUUAGCGAGAUUGAACGCGAGGAGGCUGCUCUAGCAGCGGAAGAUGAGAAGCAACAGCAGGAAAUAAUCCAAAAUGAGCGUGAGGCUGGUGUGAAAGACCGCAGUUCAUCCACUGCCCAAGAGACCCUGAAAAGCCAAGAAGGGUUCGGAGAAGAGACUCGAAUGAAAGAGCAGGUUGAGAGCCAUACUGAAGAACAUAUGACAAAUCAUCGGAUUCAAAUGCUGGACCUGGAUGAUGCGGAUUAUUCCUCUCCGCUGGCUGAUCAAGCAGGAAAGCACUCUGCUCUGUAA
This is a messenger RNA of Penicillium manginii, 2172 nucleotides long. RefSeq names its product DUF726 domain protein. The transcript has a single exon. The record is from RefSeq and is a predicted model, not a curated record. Bases 1 to 2172 code for a protein of 723 amino acids. NCBI's taxonomy places the organism in Eukaryota, Fungi, Ascomycota, Eurotiomycetes, Eurotiales, Aspergillaceae.